UAAUAUGGCACGGAGACGGUUGAAUAGUGUUUUCACACUGCUGUUGUGUACUAUAAUGACUGAAAAUGUGUUAACCGACAAAGCAAGAAACGUACUUCUACUGCUAGCGGACGAUGGUGGUUUUGAAAUCGGAGCUUACCGAAACAAAAUAUGCCAGACACCGAACAUUGACGCCUUGGCGCGCCGCAGUGUCAUCUUCAACAACGCUUUCACCUCCGUUAGCAGUUGUUCUCCUAGCCGCGCAGCGUUGCUGACAGGUACCCCGAGCCACCAAAAUGGAAUGUAUGGACUCCAUCAGGGCGUGCACCACUUCAACUCGUUUGACAACCUCACCAGCCUGCCCAACGUGCUGCGGGAGCACGGUGUCAAAACUGGUAUAAUUGGUAAGAAGCACGUGGGUCCAUCGAGCGUGUACCGCUUCGACUACGAGCAGACGGAGGAGAACAACCACAUCAACCAGGUGGGCCGGAACAUCACGCAUAUGAAGCUGCUCGCCAGAGAGUUCCUAGCACAGGCCAACCACGAGAAAAAACCAUUCUUCCUGUACGUGGCCUUCCACGACCCGCACCGGUGUGGUAACACUCAGCCGCAGUAUGGACCGUUCUGCGAGCGGUUCGGGUCCGGCGAGGAAGGAAUGGGAGUCAUACCCGACUGGAAACCGUGGUACUACCAGUGGGAUGAAGUGCAGUUGCCCUACCAUAUACAAGACACAGAAGCAGCGAGGAGAGACGUGGCUGCACAAUACACGACCAUGUCACGACUCGACCAAGGUGUAGCGCUGAUAAUCAAAGAGCUGGAGGCGGCUGGUCACCUCCAAGACACACUGAUUAUCUACACGUCUGAUAACGGUAUACCAUUUCCGUCGGGACGCACCAACUUGUACGACCCUGGGCUACGGGAGCCGCUGCUCAUCUCGUCUCCGGAGACCAGCGCGCGCAGGAACCAGGCCUCAGCCGCCAUGGUCAGCCUGCUAGAUAUCAUGCCUACAGUGCUGGACUGGUUCCACAUACAACAGCCUGAAGAUGACUCCAAUGAUAUAUUAUGGGACUCUGAUAAACCUAAGAGUCUAUUGCCAAUUUUGGAAAAAGAACCGGUACCGUCCCAGAGAGAUGCUGUGUUCGCAUCUCAGACGCAUCACGAGGUAACAAUGUACUACCCGAUGCGGGCCAUCAGGACGCGCCAGUACAAGCUCAUACACAACAUCAACUUCGGAAUGCCGUUCCCCAUAGAUCAGGAUCUCUAUGUAUCCCCCACUUUCCAGGAUUUGUUGAACCGCACCCGCAGCAAGCAGCCCCUGCCGUGGUACAAGACGCUGAAGCUAUACUACCAGCGGCCGCAGUGGGAGCUGUACGACGUGCGGGCCGACCCCACCGAGACCAACAACCUCUAUGGUAAGCCGUCGCUGGCAGUCACGUGGCAGGAGCUGCGCUCGCGUCUGGAGGACUGGCAGCGCAGCACCCGCGACCCGUGGCGAUGCGCGCCCGCCGCCCUGCUGCAGGACCACCACUGCCGGGAGUUAGACAACGGAUUAGCAGCCCUAGAGCGCUACCGUCCGCUAUAGGUCCCUCGCACUGUAUACAUUUAUUAUAGUGCUGUUUCAGAGGAGCUUCCUGCCGUAUAGGUUUAAUUCUGGAAUGAACUACCUUACGAAAUAAUC
Messenger RNA from Achroia grisella, 1657 nucleotides. It is a transcript of the gene Sgsh, whose product is annotated as N-sulphoglucosamine sulphohydrolase. The record is from RefSeq and is a predicted model, not a curated record. Bases 5 to 1561 code for a protein of 518 amino acids. NCBI's taxonomy places the organism in Eukaryota, Metazoa, Arthropoda, Insecta, Lepidoptera, Pyralidae. The transcript has 10 exons. Gene Ontology annotation, biological process: glycosaminoglycan catabolic process; heparan sulfate proteoglycan catabolic process. Gene Ontology annotation, molecular function: sulfuric ester hydrolase activity; N-sulfoglucosamine sulfohydrolase activity.